Messenger RNA from Candidula unifasciata, 525 nucleotides. The record is from the annotation of a GenBank genome assembly. Lineage: Eukaryota; Metazoa; Mollusca; Gastropoda; Stylommatophora; Geomitridae.
CAAAUCUCACGCCAAGCGAACAGAUUCAAAGUUUGCUGAGUGAAGCUGAUGAUAAUACAUCCCACCCUUCUCAUGAUAUUUUCUGUGAGAUGGAUGUUCUCUACAAACUUGGGGAUAACUACCAGUGGAGAGAAACCGCCAGAUGGGUGAAGUACGAGGAAGAUGUUGAGGAAGGAGGUAUGCGCUGGUCCAAGCCUCAUGUGGCCUCACUGUCCCUUCAUUCGCUGUUUGAGCUGAGGAACUGCCUCACUUCCGGUGCCUGUAUGUUGGAGAUGGAUGCCUUAAGUGUGCACCAGGUGGCAGAUUUAUUUAUUGACAACUCAAUAAGCCAGAAACUUCUAGAAGAACAGCUCAGGGACUCUGUGAGAGCUGCAAUGAUUGGCCAGCAUUGCUUCCAACACCAAAAAUCUCGCAGGAAAAUGUCUACUCCAGAUGGGGAUGUGGCAAAGGUCAUGUUUAAGUCCAUUUCAAUGAAGAGAACGUUCUCAGAGAUUGGGCGAACAUUGUCCAUGAAAUCUAAGGGAG